Molecule: messenger RNA, 1437 nt
Organism: Paramecium pentaurelia
Lineage: Eukaryota; Ciliophora; Oligohymenophorea; Peniculida; Parameciidae
Source: the annotation of a GenBank genome assembly
AUGAGUGAGUCUUAGCUAAUUGAAAAGCUUCAACAAUAUGGUAGCAAGAAAGGAAGGUAUGAGAAUGAUCUAUUAAAUUCAUCUCAAGAAUGUAGCUAUAAGAUUAGCACAAGUCCUAGAUUUCAUAAAUAUCAUUAAUCUCCUGUCAUUCAUCAAUCUCCUGCUAAUGUUUCAUCUUCAUUGGAGCAUUAUCCUUUUGAUAAAGAAGAAAUGUAAAUAAAAGAUCCUUAAGGUGAAAUACGCUUUUUACUUAAUAUCAUAGAUUAAUUGUAAUAUGAUUUAUAGAUAUAAUACAAUGAUAGUGAGUUAAUUAAAAAGAAGUAUUAAGAAUUACAAUAUUAAGUUCAGAAGAUGCAAAGUAAUGUUUAUAAAGAGUAAGAAUAAUAUGAAACAAAACAAUACUGUGAUUAAUUGGAAAAAUAAAACAGAUAAUUAAAUAAUGAAAAUAAUACACUAAAAAAGAAUUAACAAGAGGUUUAAUAAAAAUAUCUUGAUUGCUAAAAGGAUUUAGAUAAUUUAAAAUUAAAUGCAUCAGAAUUAUUAAUAUAAAAUGAAGGAUUAUACUCAUUAUUAAAUUCUUUAAAAGAAAAACAUUAAUUUGAUAUUGAUAGUCAAGCUAAACAUUUUGAACUAAUAAAUCAAAAAAAAAUAGAUGAUGAAAUAAAUGUAGUUCAAAAAUAAUAUAAAAGAGAAAUUGAAACAUAAAAUUCUAUUUCAGAUUCAUAUAAAAAUAAAAUUGAAGAUUUAACAAAUGAAUGCUAAAUUAAAUCAAAGAAGUUAAGUUAAUAAUAAGAGAUUAAUUUAAAAUAAGAAUUAGAAAUUGAAAUAUUAAAUGGAAAAUUAAUUAGAUAUUAAAAAUUAGAAUAAGAAUUAGUUGAUAUUGAUACACUAUUUCAAUAAAAAAGCAGAACUUGUUAAUAAUUAGUUUAAGAAAAUUAAAAAUUAGGGGAAGAAUUAAAGAAUUAAAAAUAAUAAAUAUAAUAAUUGGAUUCAUCAUUUAAAUUAUAAUAGAAUCUUUUAGAAAAAGAAAGGAAUGAUUAUAUUGAGAGAAUUAAAUAAUUAUAAAAAUAAUUAGAUGAAUUAUAAAAUGUUAAUAAUGAAUUUAAGAAAAAGGAAUUGGAACAAUAAAGAUUGUUAAAUAAAUUAUCUGAAUAUGGAGAUGAAAAUAUUAGAUUAUUAGAAUAAAAUACUUUCAUUUUGGAUAAGACUAAUGACACAGAGACAUUAAGAGUUAAUUAUAAGAAUUUAGUUAAAAGAUAUUAUCAAUUAAAAAGUGAAAAUGAUGGAUUAGUAUAUUCAAUAAAUUAACACAUAACUAAUAGUGCUAUUUUAUAAAGAUAGUUAUAAAAUGCAAUAAUUGAGAAAAAUGAAGUCAUAACAAAUCUUCAUUAUACCUAAUAAUAAUUACUUAAUUUAUAAUAUUCAUUAAGUCAUUGA